UUCAAGAAUGAUAAACGACAUGGAUUAUAGCAAAAAGCAAUCAGAAGCAGCAAAGCAAGGCAAAGAACUCUGUGAGAUUGGCGAUGGAGUGUUUCACCACAACGUAAUGGAGAAUAGAAGAUCUGCAAAUUACAAACCCAAUAUUUGGAAACAUCACUUCCUCCAAUCACUCACUAGCAAAUAUAAUAAAGAAGAAUUUGGCAUGAGGUUAGAGAAGUUGAUCAAAGAAGCAAAAUGUCUCUUUGUGGAAGAGAUUGGUCCAUUGCCCAAGUUGGAGUUGAUCGCUACCAUUCAAAAUCUUGGUCUCGCAAAACAUUUUCAGGAAGAAAUCAAGGAGGCUCUAGAAACUCUAAUAUCUGUUCACAAUAACAGUACUAGAGUUCAAGAACAAGUGUGUAUCAACGUACUGUGCUUCAGGAUUCUAAGGCAAAAGGGAUAUUAUACUUCUCCUCAUAAACUUGGUACAAUAUUCUUACUUGGAAAGGAGAAUAAGUGGAAGAAACCAGCAACUUCUGAGGAUAUUAAAGGCUUAAUUGAGCUUCUUGAGGCCUCAUACUUAGCGUUUGAAAGUGAACAUAUCUUAGAAGAGAUUAGAACAUUUGCUAUCAAUUCUCUCAAGGGAACUUCCACUAAAUUGCUUGACUCAUCGGAUGUUUCAAAGCCAAUGGUCUAUCAUGCCUUAGAGCUUCCUUCUCAUUGGAGAAUUCAAUGGUUUCAGGUUAAACGCCACAUAAAAGAAUUUGGGAAAAACCACACGAAUCAUGUCUUACUUGAGCUAGCCAAAGGAAACUUCAACAUCGUUCAGGCUAAUCUUCAGAAUGAAGUUAAGGAAUUAUCAAGGUGGUGGAAGAAUCUUGGUUUAGAAAAAGACUUGAACUUUGCAAGGAAUAGAAUGGUUGAGAGCUUCAUGUGUGCAGCAGGAGUAUCUUGUGAACCAAAGUUCAAAUCUUUGAGAAAAUGGCUAACCAAAGUCAUCAAUUUUGUGUUGGUGAUCGAUGAUAUUUAUGAUGUGUAUGCCUCAUUCGAAGAAUUGAAGCACUUUACACUCGCAAUUGAUUGGUGGGAUGCAAAAGAACAUCAAAAACUUCCAAAGUUCAUGAAAAUUUUCCAAUCACUCAAUGAUGUCACCAUCGAAAGUGCUUAUGAAAUUGCCGGAGGAAACAACGUUGAUAGAGUCUUACCACACAUUAAGAAAGCGUGGAAAGACUUCUGCAAAUCUUUAUAUAUGGAAGCGAAGCGGUACAAAGAGGGUUACAUACCAUAUCUGGAAGAAUAUCUGAACAAUGCUUGGAUUUCAUCUUCCGGACCAAUGAUUCUACUGCAUGUAUACUUUGCUACUUUGUAUCAACCGCAACAUCAAAUCAACAAUUUUCUGCUGAAAAACCAAGACUUUAUCUUCAACGUAUCCCUCAUAAUUCGAUUGUGCAAUGAUCUAGGAACUACAGCGGCGGAAAGAGAAAGAGGCGAUGCAGCAUCAUCUACAGUGUGUUAUAUGAAUCAAAUGGAUGUGACAGAGGGAGCAGCAAGAAAGCACAUUGAAGAUAUAAUAAAGAGAGCUUGGAAAGAGAUAAAUGAACACUGCUUCACUCAAUAUGGUUGAACAUUUGUAAACCAAGCCAUGAAUGCUGCUCGUGUGGCACAUACUCUUUAUCAAAAUGGUGAUGGUUUUGGAACACAAGACGGGGACAUUAAGAAACAAAUAUUAUCAUUAGUUAUUGAACCCUUUCUUGAUAUAUGAAUGAAA
Neltuma alba is the source of this 1744-nucleotide messenger RNA. RefSeq names its product alpha-farnesene synthase-like. Gene Ontology annotation, biological process: diterpenoid biosynthetic process. Lineage: Eukaryota; Viridiplantae; Streptophyta; Magnoliopsida; Fabales; Fabaceae. The record is from RefSeq and is a predicted model, not a curated record. Gene Ontology annotation, molecular function: magnesium ion binding; terpene synthase activity.